AUGGAAGAGGAAGUCGCUGCUCUUGUUAUCGACAAUGGUUCGGGUAUGUGCAAGGCCGGUUUCGCCGGUGACGAUGCUCCCCGAGCUGUUUUCCCCUCCAUCGUCGGUCGUCCCCGUCACCAUGGUAUCAUGAUUGGUAUGGGUCAGAAGGACUCCUACGUCGGUGAUGAGGCACAGUCGAAGCGUGGUAUCCUGACUCUCAGGUAUCCCAUUGAGCACGGUGUUGUCACCAACUGGGAUGACAUGGAGAAGAUCUGGCAUCACACAUUCUACAACGAGCUCCGUGUUGCACCUGAGGAGCACCCUGUCCUCCUGACCGAGGCCCCCAUCAACCCCAAGUCCAACCGUGAGAAGAUGACCCAGAUCGUUUUCGAGACCUUCAACGCCCCCGCCUUCUACGUCUCCAUCCAGGCCGUUCUGUCCCUGUACGCCUCUGGUCGUACCACCGGUAUCGUGCUGGACUCUGGUGAUGGUGUCACCCACGUCGUCCCCAUCUACGAGGGUUUCGCCCUCCCUCACGCCAUCUCCCGUGUCGACAUGGCUGGUCGUGAUCUGACUGACUACCUCAUGAAGAUCCUGGCUGAGCGCGGCUACGCUUUCUCCACCACCGCUGAGCGUGAAAUUGUCCGUGACAUCAAGGAGAAGCUGUGCUACGUUGCCCUCGACUUCGAGCAGGAGAUCCAGACUGCCUCCCAGAGCUCCAGCCUGGAGAAGUCUUACGAGCUUCCUGAUGGCCAGGUCAUCACCAUUGGCAACGAGCGUUUCCGCGCUCCCGAGGCCCUCUUCCAGCCCAGCGUUCUCGGCCUGGAGAGCGGUGGUAUCCACGUCACCACCUUCAACUCUAUCAUGAAGUGCGACGUCGACGUUCGUAAGGACCUCUACGGCAACAUUGUCAUGUCUGGCGGUACCACCAUGUACCCCGGUAUCUCCGACCGUAUGCAGAAGGAGAUCACUGCUCUUGCUCCUUCUUCCAUGAAGGUCAAGAUCAUUGCUCCUCCUGAGCGUAAGUACUCUGUGUGGAUCGGUGGUUCCAUCCUGGCUUCUCUGUCCACCUUCCAGCAGAUGUGGAUCUCGAAGCAGGAGUACGACGAGAGCGGUCCUUCGAUCGUUCACCGCAAGUGCUUCUAA
Molecule: messenger RNA, 1128 nt
Organism: Penicilliopsis zonata CBS 506.65
Lineage: Eukaryota; Fungi; Ascomycota; Eurotiomycetes; Eurotiales; Aspergillaceae
Exons: 6
Coding region: 1-1128 (375 amino acids)
Source: RefSeq, a predicted model, not a curated record